AUGUCAGUUGAGUCUGAGUUGUGGUGUAAACUGAAUUCUCCCUUGGACGAUGGCGUUGCAGAGCGGAACAGUUGUGAGUGGGAAGCAACCGGGAGUUCAUCGGACGAGGGUGCAAAGCAAAGCCAGCUCCAGAUGCAACUGGAGGAUUUCAAGGGGAAAAUCCAACUACUACAUAAUGAGAAUGAAAAACUGGCGCAGGAUCUGGAGACCCUUAAGGAACAGUUAAAGGAGGAGCAGGGCGAACACUGUGAAAGGGAGGCAGCACUGCAAAAGGACACUGAAAAACUGGCGCAGGAUCUGGAGACCCUUAAGGAACAGUUAAAGGAGGAGCAGGACGAACACUGUGAUGGGGAAACGUCACUGCAAGAGUUGAGUGAAUGA
Molecule: messenger RNA, 381 nt
Organism: Trypanosoma rangeli
Lineage: Eukaryota; Euglenozoa; Kinetoplastea; Trypanosomatida; Trypanosomatidae
Exons: 1
Coding region: 1-381 (126 amino acids)
Source: RefSeq, a predicted model, not a curated record